AUGACUGAUGCCAAGGCUGUUGAAACACUUAUGGCCGCCUCCACUUCCCUACUUCUCGAUGAUGGUACACCACCCACCGAUGCAACUCGUUUCCAUCAAGUGAUCGGUGCACUUCAGUAUCUUGUCUAUACUAGGCCAGAAAUUGCCUAUUCCAUCAAUAAGUCCUCUCAAUACAUGCAUGCUCUGACGGCCUCCCACUGGCAAUGUGUUAAGCGGCUCCUUCGCUAUGUCUCUGGCACUCUCACAUAUGAUCUUGCCAUUCGUCACUCACGUGCUCCCUUCUCCUUGUCUGUUUUGUUGAUUCUGAUUGGGCUGGAAAUCAUGAUGAUCGGUCUUCCACCUUGA
This is a messenger RNA of Linum trigynum, 345 nucleotides long. Lineage: Eukaryota; Viridiplantae; Streptophyta; Magnoliopsida; Malpighiales; Linaceae. The record is from the annotation of a GenBank genome assembly.